Paramecium sonneborni is the source of this 7707-nucleotide messenger RNA. The record is from the annotation of a GenBank genome assembly. Lineage: Eukaryota; Ciliophora; Oligohymenophorea; Peniculida; Parameciidae.
AUGAAGAUCUUGCUUUUCUUGAUAACAAAACUAUAUUUAGGUAUGAUAAAGAUAUAUGUAGCCAUGAGUUCAUCUUAUAAAUUAGUGAAAUCUGAUAUAGUUACAACAGGAGCACAUACUUGGAUUGAUGAGACAUCUACAGCCUUAGCCACAACAGCUACAUUGUGCUAAUCUUUAAAACAACCUUACGUUACUGUAAGUAGUCAUUUGGCAAAAUCAAUAUCGAAUGAAUAUAUCGUUACGGACAAUGACCAUGAGAUAUAUAUUAAAGUAAUUGUAGCAGGAACUUGGACGGGGGAUUCUUUGGUAAUAAAAAGUGGUACAACAACACUAUUAUCACAACCUCUAACUACAGCUUCAUAAUUGAAUGAAAAUUAUUGUACAUUAUCUAAGUAAAAUUAUGAAAUUAAUGGAUAGUGUAAAAGUUUUGGUUUUAAAGGUCGUGGCAGCUAAAACAUCAUUAUUAACUAGUGGUUCAGAUAAAGCAUUGAAAUUGGUAAUUAGUAUACCAUCUCUGAAUGAUGCUGCAAAAAUAAAAACUUUAUAUGUAGGUCCAGUAUUAAUUUAUGAAAUUGGUAAUUCGGUUGCAACAACGAAUACAUAUAUAGCAAAUUAAGAGUACGAUUAUUUUACAUCAUCAUCAUAAAAUCCAAAUACAGUUUUAGGAAGUUUUAGUUAUACUUCAAUAAAUUCGAUAGCAUCUUAGAAAUAUGAUUUACUUACAUUUGGACUCUUAAACGCCAACUUUUUAAUUGGAGGAUAUAAAAGAUGGAAUAAUGGAAUAAUAACGUUUAGUUAGACAUUAUCAGUUCAUUAUAAGAUUAAAUUCAGUUUUUACGUUUAUACAUUUGAUACAACAACUAUAUUAACAUCAAGUAACUUAAUAAUUACAGUUAAUGGUGCAUCUGGUUCAGUUGUAGUUCCAAGCACUUCAAUUAGUAGAAUAUAGGCAGGUAAUCUCUAUGGAGAUAGUGGAACAGAUUCUGUUUAUUUUAUAGAAUAUGAAUUAGAUCAUGUUAAUACUAAUCUUUAAAUAACAAUUGAAUUAACAGAUACAAUAUAUCUGGGAAUAACAAACUUUUAUCUACUUUCAAAGAAUUGUCCUUAAUUUUGUUCUGCUUGUAGAACAGAAGGUACUUGUGAUGCCUGUUCUAGUAUUGAUAAUAGAAAUUAAGUCACUUGUUAAUGUAAUGAAUAAUACUACGAAGAUUUAGUCAAUUAUGUUUGCAAACGUAAGAACUUAUAUUAAUAUUUAUUAAGCCUGCGAUUAUAGAUGUGCUAAAUGUAUAUAUGAUCCAGCAGAAACAUUAGGAAAUUGUUUGUUAUGUAAAUAUGGUUUCAAUAUAAAUACUAAAUGUUCUACUUGUAUUCAUUCAUAUCAAUUUGAAAAUAAAAUUGCUGUAAAAUGUGAAAGUAUACAAGUCUUUCUACAUUCAUAGAUUGUUAACCAUGUUGUUUGACUUGUUCUGGUCCAACUGAUAAAGAUUGUAUCACAUUCAAAAAACCAUAUAUGAUCAUGCCUGAUAACCAAGCUGUAUUAAGUUGCCCUCCUAAUUCUUAUAUUGUAUAACAAACUCCAGAUAGAACUCUCUGUGUUAUGUGUGAUGUAAUCAUUUAAUCAUAUACAUUUCUUAGGUAAGUUGUAAAACUUGUGCUGAAACUCCCUCUAAAUGUACAAGUUGUUAUGAUGGUUCAGAUUUACUAUUCAAUCAAUGCUUAUUAUCAUGUCCUACUAAAACAUAUAGAUUAAAUAAAGAUUGCACUCCUUGUUAAGAUCCUUAAUGUGAAAUUUGUUCAGAAUCUUAAUGUCUGAUGUGUCUAGAAAAUAAAUUUAUGUCUAGAAUCUCAAAACUAUGUAUAUCUCCAUGUGAUACUGGAUAUUAUGGGGAUGGUCUUACAAGAUCAUGCAAAAAAUGUCAUCAAACAUGUAAGGAAUGUGUAAGUCCUCUAUUUUAAAAAUGCUCAACAUGUCCAGAUAAUACAUAUAUGUUGGUUUUAGAUACUACUCUUGUAACAGGAAUAUGUUACAAAGUUUGUAAAGAAGGAUAUUAUCCAUCUGGUAAAUUUUGUGUUGAAUGUUUUUCUGGUUGUCAAUUUUGCACAUCUCCAACAGUUUGUCAAACUUGUAAAGCUGGAUUUUAUUUAUAUAAUGAUUUUUGUGUAGAGACAUGUCCAUCUAAAAUGUAUGCUAAUCAAUAUGUUUAAAAAUGUUUAAAAUGUAAUGAGGCUUGUAUUGAAUGUACUGGAGGAGAGAAUUACUAAUGUUUAACUUGUAGUGGAGGACUUUAACAAUAUUAAGGAAAAUGCUAUCCUAUUUGUCCAAUUGGAACAGUUGGAAUAAAUGGUAUUUGCGAAAAUUGUGCAUUUAAUUGUGAUAUUUGUGUAGGUACAAAUAUUUAUGAUUGUACAUAAUGCAGUACUUAAAAGUUUAUUUUAAAUGGAUAAUGUUAUGAGACAUGUCCUCCAUCAUAUCAAGGUGAUAUAACAACAUUUAAAUGUGAGUUUUGUAUAGAUAAUUGUGAAACAUGUAUAUCAAGUUCUUGUAAAUUAUGUUUAAGUGGAUAUUUCUUUUAAGAGGGUCAAUGUCUCUCUUCUUGUUUUGAUGGUUUUUAUAAAAAUAUUGAUAAUAGAAAAUGUUAACCAUGUAAUUUUGUUUGUAAAACAUGUACUGGUCCAGAUAUUGAUGAAUGUUUAACUUGUCCAAGUAGUUACUAUUUCUAUUUUAAUAAUUGUUUACCAGAAUGUCCAGAAGGAUAUUAUGGAGCAACAGGUCGAAUAUGUACAGCUUGUCAUUCUACUUGUUUGACAUGUUUUGGUAAUUAAUUAAAUAAUUGUAAUUCUUGUCCACUUACUUCAUACCUCUAUUAAUAAAAAUGUUUAACAACUUGUCCUGAUGGAACAUAUGCUUCAGAUAUUUAUUAAUCAUGUAUGCCUUGUCAUGCUACUUGUUUAACUUGUUAAGGAGGUUCAAGUUAUGAUUGUUUAACAUGUCCAGUGCUCAUUGAAAGAAUGCAAUGUGUAAUUGAAUGUAGUGGUGGAUACUCACAAACUGGAGUAGAAUGUCAUCCUACAGUAUAAAUUACUGUAAAUUGUGAUCCACAAUGUGCAACUUGUGCAUUAUAAGCAUCUAAUUGUGUUACAUGUUAACCAUCAAGAUAAUAAAAUAAACCAUAGUGUACUUGCUAAAAAGGCUUCUAUGAUGUUGGAGCAGCUGAUUGUUUACCUUGUCAACAUAAAUGUGCUACAUGCAAAAUUCAAGCUGAUAAUUGUUAAACUUGUAAAGGUAAUAGAUUUGGAGCAACUUGUAAUUGUCCAGACUAUUAUUAUGAAGAUGGACUCUCAUUGAAUUGUCCUAAAUGUGAUUAUAAAUGUGAAUUGUGUACAAAUAAUAUUUGUACAACAUGUGCAGAUAGAAGAAUAGAUUUACCUUCAUGUACAUGUCCAGUUGGAUUUUAUGAUAAUUUAACUCCAAUUUGUUAACCUUGUAGUAGUGUGUGUAAAACAUGUGUGGAUAUGGCAGAUAAAUGUGUAGAAUGUUCUGGAAUAAGAGAGAAUGCACCAUUUUGUACAUGUCCUUCUGGUUAUUUUGAUUUUUCAGAAUAAUGUUUGAAAUGUGCAUUUGAAUGUGUUGAAUGUGAUUCAAAUGGAUGUGUAAGUUGUUAAGGUAAUAUGAGUGGUCCAUUUGUUGGUAAAUGUAUAUGUAAAGAUGGAUAUUCUAGAAAGAGUAUAGGAUCUAUAUAUUGUACAAAUUGUAAUAUGGGUGUACCAUAUUCAAUAUUAAAAUCUGGAUUAAAUAAAAUAAAGAUAGAUUUCGGAGGACCUUUGGAUUUAGUCGAUGAAACAAAGACAGGUUGCGAUUAAUAUUUUUAGAGUUCCACUCUUUCAACAUUAGGAACAAGUCCAGAGUGUAGUAUAGAGGAAAGUUCAAUUAUAGUAACAUUGGGUAAGUAUGCUACAAUUAUAAUUGGACAUAAUUUUUCAUUUGGGAGUGGAUUUAAAUUAAAAAUAUGUUCAUCAGGUUUUCCUGAAUAUUAACCUAGUAGUUUGAUUAAAGAUCCCUCAGUAUCAGAUGAAGAGAAUCUGCCAUAUAUAACAUUUGUAGCCCAAUAACCAAAAACAAUUUGUGAGGCUGUAGUAAUAAAAUAUACUCUUGGUAAUACUGGAAGUAGAAAUUUAAAUAUAUUCAAUUGGGAAUUAACAUAACCUUAAAAUUAUGUGAAUGAUUAAUUAAAUACCGUAUUAAGUUCGAUAACUCCUUCUAAGACAUUUGAUAUGAAUAUAACAAUACCUAGAUUAGUAUUGAAACCAUUUACAACAUUUGGAUUCAAUAUUUAAUUAUAAAAUUUCUUAAAUUUAGAAGCAACUAAUACCUUUUUUGUUUAAACAUUAGGUCCUGCAUAAAUAGGUAUAUAAGAACCGGAAGAAUAGAAUACAUUUUAUAGAUAUGAAACCACUCUUCUGAAUUUUACAUUUGUAUACUCAAAUUGUACUCUAACUUCAGAGAUGACUGAAACAAUCCACAUAUAGAUAUAAUUGGAUUAGAAAAUAUUAUAAGAAUAGAGUGAGACUUAUUUUUUAUAGAUGAGUUCUGCAUUUGACUUUUAAAUUCCAAUAGAUCCUUAUAUUUUAUAGAUUGGAUCAAAUAAUAUUAGUGUUACUAUAACAGUACCAGCUUAAUCAUUAUCAACAAAUAUAUACAUGAAUUAAGAAAUAGCUGAAGGAACUUUAAUUGUAAAAGUUAAUGGUGGUAAUAGAUAAGUUGGAGAUGUAGCUACAGUUAUUUUAACAGCAUCAGUUAUAGAUUAAGAUCUUGAUCCUAAAGAAACAGAUACAUUCUAAUAUGAAUUUUCAUGGUCUUGUUUUGAUGUAUUGAAAGGUGCAGAUUGUUUAGAUUUAUAUGGAAAAUUAAUUAAAUAUCCUAAAGGGAAAUCUGUUGUUAUUUAAGCCAGUGAACUUACAUAAUAUAAUUCUUAUGUAUUUAGAGCUGAAACAAAGAAGGGCAAUAAAGAAGCAUCUGGAAAAUCAAUGAUUCAAAUUGUAGAAGUCGAUGUUCCUUAAUUAUAAUCUAGUAAUGAAAAAUAAGAAGCAGAAAUCGUUUAAUAAACCUAUAAUUAUUAUGAUGAAAUCUAAUUAUCCUUUUAAUAUGAAUCUGCUAAUCCUGAUAAUCUAUUUUAUUCAGCAACUAUAAUUUAUGAUUAAGUCUCUGUCAAAUCUUUUAAAUUCUAUAGUCUAACAUUUAAAUUUAGAUUACUUGAUUAUUUCACCAAACUUAAUUCUCUUCAAGGCAAUUAAAUUACCCUUAGAACAUCUGUGUAUAAUCCUACCUUUGUUAUGCCAUCAUUAAGAAGUAUUGUUUUAACAUAUAAUUUACCUCCCAAUAACUGUUCACUAAUCUUCAAUAAUCAAGAUCAGAUUAUUUAUGAAUUAAAAACCUAUGUUAAUAUCACUAUCGCUUAUUGUGAAGAUGAAGAUCUACCUUUAGAAUAUAAAGUAUUAUUCUACAAUGAUAAAGAUACAUAUGAUUAUGAUUUCUCUACUGGAAAAUAUAUCAAUAAUAUCAAUAUCUUAGAUUAUCAAUCCAAUAAUACAUUCCUAUUUCAAUUACCAUUCGUAGGUCCUCAACAAUCAUUCAAUUAAACAUCUUUUCUAUUAUUUAUGAUCAAAGACAAAAAAAAUGGAAUUUCUAAUCUUACUACACCAAUUAUAAUCACUAAAAAUUUUGAUAUUAAUUAAACAACUAUGGCUAAACUUAUUGAACAUGCUGAAACUCUAUAAGAUACACUCUAAGUCUAAGAUCUAAUUAUCAGUAGAGUUACUCAAAUGGAUAAUUACUCAUCAUUUAAAUAUGAUCUAAUUAGAAAAAAUGAUCUGAUAGCAUAAAAUGAUCUACCUAUUGAUAAAUAAAAUACUCUACUCUAUUAAAUGAUUCAAUUAAUUAAUGACAAAGAAGUCACCUCACAAUUCCAAGUUCAAUUAGAUUCACUGAAUACUUUUAAUUAAACUAUUCAAUCCAAUUUUUAAUAACUCAAAGCAUUACAAUAAGAUUCCUAAAGUACUUUAUAAUAAUUAAAUUAUAUCAACAAUUAUUAUAAAUACUUUGAUCUGUUCUCAUCACUCAUUUCAAACAAUCAAAACUUCAAUUCUACAAAUGAUUAAAUCUUAGGAUUCAUUGAUAACAUUAAAACAUAAUUAAUUGAUCUAACUAUCUUGAAUAGUGAAGGUUUUAAUAUUGAAAAUGAUUAAGCUAUUCUCUAAGUUAAAAAAGCUAGUUAUAAAAUUAUCAAUGAAAUCACUGGAAAUAUAUUAAAAGAAGAAUAAAUAUUUAGAUUAUUAUAAUCAACUUAAGAAUAGUCUAAUUUCUAGUAUUAUUUUAAUAAAUUCAUUGUAAAUCCAUACUUGAAUGAAGAAACCUUUCCAAAAAAUGAUUCAUUUGGAGCUGAAACUAUUUAUUUGAGAAUAGUAGAUGAAAACACUUAAUUAAAUGCAGUCAUGUUAUAACCCUUUUCUUAUACCUUUAUAGUCGAUGAAGAUUAUGGUAAUAAUAAAACUAUUUGUAUUUAAAAAUUAUUCGAUACUUGGACAUCAAAAGAUAUAGAAACUACACUUGUUAAUAAAACAGCUAUUUCUUGUAAAAUUUAAUUAUUUAAUCCAUUUACUAUUGUAAUAAAUAGUACUAUAAAUAAUAAUACUAAUACUAAUACAACAUAAACUCCUACAGAUUAAGAAGAUGAAUAAAAUUAAGAUGAAUAAAAUUAAGACGAGUAAAAUUAAGACGAAUAAAAUUAAGACGAAUAAAAUUAAGAUGAGUUAAAUUAAGAUGAAUAAAAUACUAAUAAUUAAACUCAAAAUGGAACUUAGAGUUCAGAUUUAGAUAGUAAAUCAGGAAUAUUAUUACUAUCUGAACCUUUCUUUAUUUAUUUAAUUUCAAUAGGAAGUUUAACAAUAUUAUUAGCAUUCUUUGCUCAUUAUAAAGAUACUUAAUAUGCAAAAGUUUAUAAUCAUAAAAAAUCACAAUCUGAAAUUGUUAUAACCAAUUAAAAGGAUGAGACUCCUGAUAUGAAAAAGAGUGAAAUAUUUACUUAUAAAGAAAAAGUAAAUAAUUAUGAUUAGUCUUCGCCAUCAUUAACCAAUAUACCGAAGCCUGCAACAUUAAAGAGAUUAAAGUUGAUAAUAUUUAAUUUCCAUACUUUAGGAAGUAUCUUCUAUAGAGAUGAAGCAUACAGAAAGAUCACUUAUUUCAAUUAUGUUUUAAGGUUCUUUUUCAUUCAAUUAUCAGUCUUUAUAACAUAUAUCUACUUUUAAUUUGAUUAUCAAUUAGCUUUAGUAUUUUUACUAGGUCCAUUUGCUUUUUCAAUUUAUACUUUUUUAAUGAACACUUCAAUUGAAAAUAAAAUGAUUAUUGGAUUAAAGAUUUUUGUGACUAUAAUAUCACUUGGAACGAUUGGAUUAGCAAUUUAUAGAAUAGUUGAUUUCAUAACAGAUGAUAAUGAAUACAAUUUAACUAGAAUUACUUAUUUCUUGGUGGGUUCUAUUGUUUAUGAUAAUCUAGUAUAUAAUAUGAUGAUUAUUAUGAUCAUCUUUUUGAUGACAAUUAAAGAAGGAGGUAUUUCCCUUUGGAUACUGAAAUUCAUGUAAAAAAGUGAUCAAGAAUAAAUUAUGCUUAAUUAUCCUAAUGUGGAUGCAAUCAAGCAACAAUGAAUAGAAUAG